AGAAAUGAAAAAGGGAAGCAAAGAGACACGUGAAUGUCUGUAUAUUUUCUCACUUCUUUAAAGAAUAUGAGGUUGGGAGUAAUCUGAAUUCAUCAGCGGAUCUGAUUCCGUCACUUUGUUGUUGCCUCUUUCUUCUCCUUCUUCAAUUCUUCGUCUUCUCUCUCUCUCUGCUCGAUAUUCAUAUUUGGUUUAUUAGUUGGCUUUCAUAAGCAACAAAAAAAAAAAAAAAUCAAAGAAAGUCAACAACUUUCUUUGUUUUCUCUUCAGUCUUUGUAGCAGAGAUGAAGCUACUCUGGUCUUUUUUGUUCUUGUCUUGUCUCUGUCUUGGAUUUUUGGGACACGGGUAUUCUGAGAAACCAGAAGUUGUCAAAAUCGGUUCAAUAUUCAGUUUCAACUCAGUGAUUGGCAAAGUUGCCAAGAUUGCGAUUGAGGAGGCAGUGAAAGAUGUGAAUUCAAACCCGGACAUCCUCGUAGGGACACGUCUUCAAGUUUCAAUGCAGAACUCAAACUGCAGCGGUUUUAUGGGCAUGGUUGAAGCAUUGAGGUUUAUGGAGAAAGACAUAGUUGGAAUCAUAGGACCACAAUGUUCUGUAGUUGCUCAUAUGAUAUCUCACAUGGCGAACGAGCUACGGGUGCCUCUUCUCUCAUUUGCUGUUACAGAUCCUGUAAUGUCGCCUCUCCAGUUCCCUUAUUUCAUUAGGACGAGCCAGAGCGACUUAUACCAAAUGGAGGCUAUUGCUUCGAUUGUAGACUUGUACGGUUGGAAAGAAGUGAUUGCUGUGUUUGUGGAUGAUGACUACGGAAGGAAUGGUGUUGCUGCACUUAACGAUAAGCUUGCGAGUCGGAGGUUGAGAAUCACUUACAAGGCGGGUUUACAUCCUGACAAUGCGGUGAAUAAGAAUGAGAUCAUGAACAUGCUCAUCAAGAUCAUGUUGCUUCAGCCAAGAAUCAUUGUGAUUCAUGUCUACUCGGAGUUGGGUUUUGCGGUUUUCAAGGAAGCUAAGUAUCUUGGAAUGAUGGGUAAUGGGUACGUUUGGAUCGCUACGGAUUGGCUGUCUACUACUCUUGACUCUUCCUCUCCGCUUCCCUCUGAGAGACUUGAGAGUAUUCAAGGUGCUCUUGUUCUGCGUCCGCACACACCUGAUUCAAAACUAAAACGGGAGUUUUUCGCGAGGUGGCGUAAGAAUCCUGAUGCUCCUCUGGCUCUUCACACGUACGGUCUCUACGCUUAUGAUUCGGUUAUGCUCUUAGCUCGUGCUUUGGAUAAGUACUUCAAACACGGUGGGAAAAUAUCCUUUUCUAAUGACUCAAUGCUUGAUGCUCUGGGGAAAAGCGGGAGUCUCAACUUAGAAGCGAUGACCGUCUUUGAUGGUGGAGAGGCUCUGCUUAAGGAUAUCCUUGGAACACAUAUGGUUGGUUUGACAGGGCAGCUUCAGUUUACUACAGAUAGGUCUCGGAUCCGACCGGCUUAUGAUAUCAUCAAUGUGGCCGGAACCGGUGUUCGCCAAAUAGGCUACUGGUCGAAUCAUUCUGGUUUAUCAGUUUUGCCACCUGAGUCACUCACGAAACCAAAUAUGUCAGCAAGUCAGAAGCUAAGACAUGUGAUCUGGCCGGGAGAAGCGUUUCAAAAGCCACGGGGGUGGGCUUUUUCGAACAAUGGGAAAGAGCUUAAGAUCGGUGUGCCUCGCCGCGUAAGUUACAAGGAGUUUGUCUCGCAGAUUCGUGGAACGGAGUAUAUGUUCAAAGGGUUCUGCAUUGAUGUCUUCACAGCUGCAGUGAAUCUCUUACCAUACGCAGUCCCUGUCAAGUUUAUCCCUUAUGGAAACGGAAAGGAGAAUCCGAGCUACACUCAUAUGGUUGAGAUGAUAACAAGUGGUAAUUUUGAUGGGGUAGUGGGUGAUAUUGCCAUCGUAACAAACCGGACAAAGAUUGUAGACUUUACACAACCGUAUGCAGCAUCUGGACUAGUAGUUGUUGCUCCUUUUAAGAAACUCAACUCAGGAGCUUGGGCUUUCCUCCGACCUUUCAAUCGACUUAUGUGGGCAGUCACGGCUUGUUGCUUUCUCUUUGUCGGCAUUGUUGUUUGGAUCUUGGAGCAUCGGAUUAACGAUGAAUUCAGAGGCCCGCCUAAGAGGCAAUGCGUCACAAUUCUCUGGUUUAGCUUCUCGACCAUGUUUUUCGCGCAUAGAGAGAAUACAGUGAGUACACUUGGGCGGUUGGUUCUGAUCAUAUGGCUGUUUGUUGUACUAAUAAUCAACUCAAGCUACACCGCUAGUCUCACAUCAAUCCUGACGGUUCAGCAGCUCUCGUCACCAAUCAAGGGAAUUGACAGCCUUAGAGAAAUGGAUGAUCGGAUUGGGUACCAGGUGGGUUCGUUUGCAGAGCGUUAUCUGAGGGAUGAGCUUAACAUAUCAGAGUCAAGGCUCGUCCCGCUUGGUUCACCUGAAGCUUAUGCCAAAGCUUUAAAAGAUGGACCAAGAAAAGGAGGUGUUGCGGCAAUUGUGGACGAGCGUCCUUAUGUUGAACUCUUCCUCUCCAGCAAUUGCGCUUAUAGGAUCGUUGGUCAGGAGUUCACCAAAAGUGGCUGGGGAUUUGCAUUUCCUAGAGACUCUCCUCUAGCAAUAGAUCUGUCAACAGCGAUCUUGGAGUUGGCAGAGAACGGGGAUCUGCAGAGGAUCCAUGAUAAGUGGCUGAUGAAGAACGCAUGCACCCUAGAGAACGCAGAACUUGAAUCAGACAGGCUUCAUCUGAAAAGCUUCUGGGGACUGUUUCUCAUAUGUGGAGUUGCAUGUGUCCUCGCUCUCUUCCUCUACUUUGUUCAGAUCAUCCGUCAGCUCUACAAUGGAAAGCCAAGCGAGGAAGAAGAAGAUGCCAUUGGGAGAGAGAAUCAUGACUCCUCGUCCUUGCGGUCUACUCGUCUGCAGAGAUUCUUGUCGCUCAUGGAUGAGAAAGAAGACGUGUCCAAGGCGGGAAGCAAGAAGAGAAAGAUCGAUGGAUCAGUGAAUGAUAAUUCAGUAUCGAGACAUUCACGGCGACUUGACAGCUUCAAUUCGGUUAAUCCAUUAGAUUGAAAGUUUAGUUACAGAAGAUUCUUUAAGGCAUCAAAACCGUUUAUAGUAUCAAAAGUGUAUCCAACUUGUGCAUUCCCUGAUUCUGUAAUCUUUUAAUCUUAUUAGGAGUUCUUCAAAACAAGUGUAUGUGACAUGUUUAUGGAAGCAUUAAAGGCAAUAUUAAUUUUUUUUAGAGUA
Messenger RNA from Brassica oleracea var. oleracea, 3248 nucleotides. RefSeq names its product glutamate receptor 3.3. Gene Ontology annotation, molecular function: glutamate-gated receptor activity. Bases 282 to 3071 code for a protein of 929 amino acids. Gene Ontology annotation, cellular component: plasma membrane. The record is from RefSeq and is a predicted model, not a curated record. The transcript has 7 exons. Lineage: Eukaryota; Viridiplantae; Streptophyta; Magnoliopsida; Brassicales; Brassicaceae.